AUGGACUCUUCUUCGAGUUUACAGAAAGUACACCCUCUAGGCGUCUUUCCAGAACAGGUCACUACACGAGAGACUACUCUGAUCAUCUUGGGAAGUCUUGGGUGGAACUGCGCAAAUUUUACCGUCCAAGAUGAACAAGGAAGGGAGGUGAUGAAGGGACAUCCGGGAGGGAUCAAGUCUAGCAUGACGGGCGAGGACGGUAAAGUGGUGUAUGAGAUCCAUCGGCGAUUGGGAUUCUCGAAAAAGAUAUGUACAGUCUCGAGUGCUGGGAGGGAGAUUAUGGAGGUGGUGCAAAAGAACAUGUCUUUCAAAACGCGAAUGACGGCAACAUUUACCGACGCUAUCGCAGGGGACAGUCGGACGCUGUCGUUAUUGGGAGAUUGGAAAGCCAAGAAUUUUGGGGUAAAGACGGAGGAUGGAGAUGAAGUGGCGUGCGUCAAGAGGAGUUAUAGGAAGCAUUGGGGCUAUCAUUACGCGCUGACAGUGGCGGAAGGUGUCGACCUGGUUUUGAUAAGUGCGCUGGCCGUUUCUCUUGUUGUUUCGUCGAUGGAGGAUGAACAGGCUGUGGUAGUGGCGUAG
Messenger RNA from Cryptococcus wingfieldii CBS 7118, 579 nucleotides. RefSeq lists its product as hypothetical. NCBI's taxonomy places the organism in Eukaryota, Fungi, Basidiomycota, Tremellomycetes, Tremellales, Cryptococcaceae. Bases 1 to 579 code for a protein of 192 amino acids. The record is from RefSeq and is a predicted model, not a curated record. The transcript is spliced from 5 exons.